Messenger RNA from Camellia sinensis, 1199 nucleotides. Lineage: Eukaryota; Viridiplantae; Streptophyta; Magnoliopsida; Ericales; Theaceae. The record is from RefSeq and is a predicted model, not a curated record.
UGGAAUGAGAUUUUGACAAUUAUAAUUGAAGACUAUGUGCAAACCCCAAAAAGGUUGAUAAAUUUGUUCACAAAUGCGGGGUUAGACAAGUAUUGGUUUCCAGUGUCUAAAAUGCCCCAAAAGGGCGAGGAUUGGCCCACUGUGACCGCCAUGGUCCAGGAGAACCACCGGUUACUGAUUUUCACUUCUAUCGCUUCGAAGGAAGCAGAAGAAGGAGUUGCUUAUCAGUGGAGGUAAAUGUUAGAAAAUGAAUAUGGAGAUAAUGGUGUGGCUCAAGGAUCUUGCCCAAAAAGAAAGGAAUCACGUCCGUUGAAUUCAAGGGGUGUAUCUCUAUUUCUAGAGAAUUACUUCUGCACAGACCUUGUUCAAGCCGAUGCUUGUAAAGAGCAUUCAGCUAUACUUGCUAAUAUGGUUGGUGUAUGUUACAAAGCAGCAGGGAAUGUGAUGCCCAAUUUUUUGGUAGUGGACUUUUACAUGAGGAGUGAUGGAGGAGGUGUUUUUGAUGCUUUGGAUCGAAUGAAUGGCCAGGCAUUGUGUGGGUGCAGUUCUGUUACUGCUUGCUAGGUGCUCACAACUCCAUAUUACUUGGAUGAAAUGCCUCUGCUUUCAAAAAGCAUAUCAGUAUAUUAGUUUAUGAACUCGUUUGCAUUCUAACUUGGUGUCAUGGUUUUUGAUUCCCAGAUUGACACUAUAUAAAUGUCGUUCUCCGUAUUCAUUUUUAUAUAUUUAAAUAUUUAUUUAUUUAUAUAUAUAUUUAUUCAACUUUGUUUGAAUUGCAUAAUUUAAUCAUGGAUUUGGAUAGUAUGAAAUUUGCAAAUUUUUAACUUCUUUAUCUAGAUUUGCCAAAAUUUCCAAGUUGUCCAUCCAAUUCUUUAGCAGUGUUAAAUUAAAUUUUCCUUUUUAAAAGAGAGGAAAACAAGCAACUCUUAUUUUAAUGUUGUAUUUAAAAAAGUUGGGGCAAACUCAGUUUUCAUUUUUAGCAAGUAUUGUGUGGUAGUUUGAUCAGAGUGCUUUAUUGUUAAAAAAAGUUGAAGCUUUUGGUUAGUCAAGUGUUGCAUUCAUGAUGUUUGUGUUAUUGGUUCGGACCAAAAUAUUCAACGAAGCAAAAUGAGUUCAUAAAACAUUUGAAGAAAUUACGGUUCCGUUUGGUAAGCCUUUUAAAUUAUAAUUUUACCAAUUGAUUUGAGUGUAGUGUUUGU